Molecule: messenger RNA, 1713 nt
Organism: Somion occarium
Lineage: Eukaryota; Fungi; Basidiomycota; Agaricomycetes; Polyporales; Cerrenaceae
Source: the annotation of a GenBank genome assembly
GUCCCGACACUGGAAUCCCAGCUCUGAGCGUCUGCUGAGCGGAUUUGCUGGUUUUCCGCUGGCGGCGGCAUUGGAAUCCACCCAUCGAUAAUCCACCCCUUUCCCAUCAAAAGAGUGUUCCGGAGUGUAGGGAGGUCCGCUACCUCGUUUAACAUAUGCCACACACAGUACGUUCAAGGGACGGAAAACUCACAAUGACAGCUCGGUAGGCCCAUGGGAAAGCUAGUGUCGCUUGGCAAGGAUGAAUAUGUCUCGCAAAAUGAUUGUCAGCCGAGUGCGUCAGGGCGCAGAGAUCCAGUGAAGGAAGACACAAUAGGGCGCAACUAGGGGGGCACAACGAACUCAUUGUGGCCCUUACCAGAUUUGACUGUGGUCAGGCCUUCGGAUGAUUGACGGUGAUCGAAUCGCAUAUAUAUCAUCGUGCCAGUGGGUCCCAGGUGUUCGUAAUUCAACCACCUUCUGCUACCAUGGAUCCUCCAAAUGCAGUCCCUGCGAAUGCCUUCGUUAAGUUACCCUUUCAGGCGCCACUCCGGACGGCACGUCUCUCGUUCUCAAUCGCGGGGUGCCGCGUCCCAAUAAACCCUACCUGCUUGAUGAUGAUGCGCCCAAGGAAGCUAUCACAGGAAAACGACCUCCCAAACGUCUUCCAUCCAAACUUCCACCUUGGCAACUUAUCACUCCAUCUCACUCUCGGAAACAAGAUUGGUCGUGGCCGUGUUGGCCGAGUCUAUGAGGCUACCGUUGACCUUACAAAAUCGAGUCCCGAAUUGUCCAACAUGGUACUUCCUCCACUUGUGGUCAAGAUCUCACGUCGACACGAUGCGAAACGGCUCGCUCGAGAAGCUUACUAUUACGAGGAAAUGGAAUGUCUGCAAGGUUGCGUUAUCCCAAGAUACUACGGCUUGUAUCAGACUGUGAUCCAGCCCUCGAUGGAAUUCUUACCCUGGGCUCAUGAUAAAGUCAAUCGAAGUCCAGGAUGUCACGGAGAUUACAGCGACAAAGAUGACUCGGACCCAGGUUCUGAAUCUGAUUCAGAGUCCGACUGUGACGACGACAGCGAUAAAGACAAGGAUGACGAGGACUCUGAAGAUUCUGAAGUGUAUUCAUCUGACGAAGAGGAGCUUCCAACUCCAACUAUGGUUAGUAUACUGAUUUUAGAGCGUGUGGGAGGUCGUUUGCCUUUGGGUAAACCUCUGCCAGCUGGGAUUCAGGGAACGCUAGAAGCUCUUUAUGCUGAUCUCGCACAGCUCGGCGUCGACCACUGCGAUAUCCGUUAUUACAAUAUUCUUCAAGCGCCAGGUCCUGACAAUCCCUUGCCUUCCUUACCUUCACCCUUCACGCAGCGUAUCCACCGCUGGAGAUUGAUCUCGUUCGACGAAGCUUGCAAAUCUAAUAUGAGUCCGAUGGUUUUCUAUGGAUACCACCACGAUCUCCUUGCCAGACUUGUCUACAAUUUGCCUUGGGGUGAAAUUUACGAGCCGUGGGAUUAGAAUACUUAUACAUAACCUCCAUUCGUAAAAUGUAUGCCUUUCCCUGUUGAAUUUGACGAGAUUUAUUAUGGCCUCAGCUCAGAAGCCGUUACCGCAUUAGGAUGGAAAUCCGCCCAAUAAGGAAGUCUUCGCACUUUGUCCUUUCGCUUCGAUGGCUUAGUAUCACAACUAUUGCAAGUUGUUCAUGAUAAUACUGUCUUCUCAAUAUAUAUCGUGUAGGUUG